Molecule: messenger RNA, 240 nt
Organism: Knipowitschia caucasica
Lineage: Eukaryota; Metazoa; Chordata; Actinopteri; Gobiiformes; Gobiidae
Source: the annotation of a GenBank genome assembly
AUGGUGUAUGAGGAGGAGCAGCAGCAAGCGACUCCUCAGAGAAGGAGGAGGAGGAGGAGCAGCAAGCGACUCCUCAGAGAAGGAGGAGGAGGAGCAGCAGCAAGCGACUCCUCAGAGAAGGAGGAGGAGGAGGAGCAGCAAGCGACUCCUCAGAGAAGGAGGAGGAGGAGGAGCAGCAAGCGACUCCUCAGAGAAGGAGGAGGAGGAGCAGCAGCAAGCGACUCCUCAGAGAAGGAGUAA